ACUAAUGUUUUGGCACUAAUCAAAAAAUUGUGAUUUUUAGUUUAUAUUCAUUGUAUUAUUUGUAAUCGCUUGGUUACAAUAAUGGAAAUUGUACGAGUCGUGGUGAAAUCGGCAGCUGAUAUAACUGAGUAUAUUAUUAAUGGUGUUGGAUCUGAGACACUUGAACAGUUAAUCCCAAAAGGAGCUUUGCAUACCACAAUAAAAGAUUUAAAACGCAGCCUUUCCAAACGCUAUAUUAAGGGAAAAAUUUCUUGGAAAGGUUCUUUGACUUCUUCUGUUGGCGAAAACCGGAUCAGCUUAAAAAUUACAGAUGAUAAAGUGUGUAAAACGCAGAAGCAGCAAAGUCCGCAGACAGCUAGGGGAAGCCGAGGAAAGGUUCCAAAAGACAUGGUAGUGUUGAUUGAUUUCAGUGGAAACGUGGCUGUGUGGGUUGACCGGGUCACACAGCUCUGGGACACCGUUGUUGUAUGCCAUGCAAUGACAAGACAAUGCGAGCAUCAUCAGGACAUGGGUGUUAAUCAAUGGAAAUUGGACUUUGUUCCCGCAGUCAGCUCACGACCACGUCCGGAUUGCUACUUCUUUGUGGACACACGCCACAAAUGGCUCACAGGCAAUGCAGCUACCAUGGAUUUGAAAGUUAUGGAGACUCCCACCCCAAUGGAAGCAUCAACACCUCAAGAGAGUACCAGUGCAAACAAUUCUAACACAACAAUAGCCAGUGGGGCAAGCUGUACGGGUGGUAGAUUCCAGAAGCGAAAGUUAGAUUUCAGCUCAAUAGGCCAGAGCAAGAGUAAAGGGCAUGAACAAACUGGAGGUACUGUUUUCACAAAGCCAGCCAAGGAAGAUGAUGAACGUAAUAAAAUAAGAGGUUCCACUGCCAUACAAAAGAUUUUGGCCACGUUGCCGAUAUCUCAGAAUUUGGGAGAACGAAAUAGUGUACCUAGUGGGGAGAUUUCUAUCUCUCAGCAAGAAGGCACUAAUACUAAUCAAACAGUUGGUACUGUAACUCCAGAUAUCUUGAAAAGCAGCUUCUGGGAAGACAGUAAAGACUUGAGCGACAACGUGAUGGCUAUUAGAGACUUAAGUGACAGUUUGGAGGUUAAUAGAGACUUGAGCGAAGUAAUGCCUAAUAGAGUGGAGUCUGCAUUGAGAGAGUCAUCUGUUAGUAGUAGAGUCAGUACCAUUACAGAGCAGUCAAGCAAUCCAAUAUGGUUAAUUGGUUCACCACCAGUGAUGGAUGUUACAGCUGGUGUCAUGUCUGAAAAGAAACGAUGCAACAACACCACCUUGAUCAAAGAUCUGGCAGUUGGUUCGAUAGCUAGUGUGUGGGGAAUUGUCAAGUUCCUAAAUGAGCCAAGAAGAACAAGGGGAUCAGAUUGGCUGUUGCACUUUGGACUGGUGGAUCGUUCCACGGGUGAAGAGGAUGGAGACGCAGUACACUGCCACAUGUUCGCUCCCUUGAAGCAGCUGCUGCCACAGAUCAACCGCAUUGGAGACAUCAUGCUUCUGCUACACGCAAAAGUGAACUUGUUCAAUGGCAAACUGCAGUUGGGGUCAACUGCUGCUACGGUGGCUCUGGUGUUUGACGAAGAUCCAGCCAGUAGUGAGCAACCAAGGACAGGCAGUGCAGAUCUUUUGUACAGUUUCAUUGAGUUGGACAGAAAGCGUCUGAGACACUACAGAGAGUUAUUUAAGUCAACCAAGUCAUUUUCUUCUGUGACAACCAAAAAGUCUCUCAUCUCGGACAUAAAGCUAAAUUCCUACAGUGAUGUUUAUUGCCAGAUUGUAACAGUAAAUGCAGUACAUCCUGAUACACUGACCAUGCUUAAUGUAUGGGAUGGUACUGCACUAAACAGAUCACUAAGAGUGAGAAGAAGUGCUGAGGAGCAAGCAAGACUGACCUGUGAAUCUCUACAGGUUGCCUUACCUGUCUGUGUGACUGGGAGUCAGGCAGCAAUUGCAUCAAAGCUCCAGGUAGGAGAUCAUGUUUGGCUUAGAAAUCUGCACUGCUUGAGGGCUCCCGAGGUUCAUCAAGAUAUUGCUAGUGGAUUUACUGUUGUGCAUCUUUUGAUGGCUUGUGGAUCCACGAUAGACAGGGAGAUGGUCCCUCUAGCCAGAAUUUCACAGGAAGUUCAGUCACUGAAUAUAAGCUUGAUGAAUCUCCAUGAUGAGUUAGAACCUGUUAUUGCAUCGCAUCCUUGUGGACCUUUGCAAGAAUCAUUCAAUGCAGAAGCUAGAGUUGAGCGUGAAAUGUCAUCUACUCAUCAGGCUGAACAUGGAGACAAAUCUGCUGCAGCAACGCCCUCCAGGUCUUUGCUUGUCACCUGUCAGGUAACUUCCGUUUGUGAGAUUCCAGAAAAAGACAUGGGAUACACAAGAAUCACAGGAAGCAGCAGUGAUCGUGUGAGGCGGAUUGAUGAGGUGUCAGACGUGGGGGUGACUCAUCCACCAUUCAGGGAUGUAUGUGGGGAUCCACCUAUUACUCUCCAUCUUAUGCCCUGUGACACAGCCAAGGUUCAGCAACUAAAGGUUGGACAACGUAUACAGAUUACGGGUGGUGUUUGUGCUGAGGCUGCCGACGUCUCAGAGAGGAGUCCUCUAAUGAUGGAUCUCUCGUGUGAGGGUAGCAUUACUGCAAGAGAGUUGCUAGCAGUGGCUGAGGGAAAUUGGACAUCAGAAUCAUUACAAAGGUCAUUGGCUGAUGCUAUACCAUCAACGGCGCCAUCUGCUGGUAGUUGUGAAGUGCCAGGCUCUACAACUCAGCUGCUGAGCAGUGCUGCAAUGAAUGCAACGUCCGACGGCUCCGCACCGACGGUUGAUGGAAAAUCGAUCUACAGCCAGCUGCCUAAUGUGACCUGCGGUCAAGUGACCAGUGUUACGCACGAGCGUUCGCCUCUCCGUCGCAUGCUCCCAUCUACCUCGAUCCCGCCCUCACAUCACUCUGCUGGGAAUUCACUCGUGGCACAGACAGCGACACCCAGUGGCAAUGACAUGCUGCAACCUGCGAUCUGUAUCACCGAUGUUGAAGGGCGCCAGGCAAAUGCAAGUGCUGAUCCCGAGAUGCAUGGGCUCUCCAAACAUGUGGGAGAGCUUAUCGACUGUGCCAUCGAAAUAUCUGAGACAACACACCAUGGCGCUGGAAAAGAUGCACAGAUUCAUAGCAAUAUGGAGACUUUAAAUGUCCCCUACGUGCUAAGAUCUCGGAAGCGUUCAUUGCCGUCACAAGCCAGCGAUUCCCACGCGACGCAGAACGUUGCUGCCUCGCCUAAUAGAAAGAAGAGUAAACAGUCAGAGAGCAGCACUGAAGAACUUGCAUCUGCCAUGAGAAAAUCUCUAGACCAGACCAGAUUUAGUAGACCAGAGCAGAUUGCUGGCUCUCCUAACAGUGAGAAGACUGAACACCCAGAAACCAGUGGUGUACCACUAGGAUCAAAGAUUCUUCGAACCCCUGUAAGAACAUCUGCACGGCUCAGUGCUAAGAGGGACAUGCUAUCCAAGUCUCCACAGGUAGCACAAGAAGAAGAUCAAGGUAGGUCUAUGGAGGUGCAGGUAACGUUGCAGGCCUGCACUUCCAGUAAACUACCGCAUAUUGCUGGCUCUCCUAGUAGUAAGAAGAGUGGGCAGUCACAAGCCGGGGGCACUCUGCUAGAAACAAGCGUACCUGUAUCUCAUGUGAGAACAUCAAGACGGCUCGAUGCGAAGAGAGAGUUGCUCUUCAAGUCUUCACAGAUGGUACAAAAGGAAAAGAAAAGCCAGUCUGCAAAACUGGCAGAAGAGUCACAAGCCAGCACCUCCAGUAGCGAGCAAGACCUUCCUGAAUCUUGUACUAACUCGACGAGGGAGCUGGGGGAAAACACCAACGAGCGGCUGGGAGGAAUUGGACUUGUGUCUCCCGUGAAAUUAUUCCUCCAUCGUUAUACGACUACGAAAUACACGUCUAAUUCAAAGCAGGUGGAUUCACAAGACAGGCCGGGCAGUUUAUUAAAGGGGCGGUGGCCCGCAUUGGAUGGUCAUGCAGAUAACAUGUCCAUGCUGGUGUUAGAUCCUGAAAUUCAGGUCCGAUUGCAGCAGUGUGGAAUCAGCCACCUACUGGAAGCAGAGCCUGGUGUGUACAGGGUCACUGCCAAGGUCACUGACUGUAAGCCAUCAGUCAAGGAUGCCAGACACGCAUACCAGAUCAUUAACCUUGUGUGCCCCGUCUGUGAAUACAUGGAAGCCGUUCCACAGCCACGCUAUAUGAAGACUGGAGUUGAACGGAACAAACCAAAUAACUCUGGUAAAGAAUGGUGGGAACAAGUGGCUCCAUCUCGUGUUACCGAUUGCUGCGAGUACUGGCGAUGCCCCGCAUGCAUAUUGUGUAUGCAGGAGCAGACACAGCGAUACAGCCUUAGAAAGAUUCCAGAGAUGGUAUUUGUGUUCUGUCUCUACUUGACACUCCAGGAUGACACUGGCACAUUGGAUGUUUUAUUGUUUAGCGACGAUGCGGUUAACUUCUUCAAUGGUGUAGCUCCGCUGGAUCUCAUGAGCGAUGAAGCACGUCUCCUACCGAUGCUGCACUCGAUCUUUGAGCGGCUGCAGGCGCAGAGUGAGGACGGUGAGCAGGUGCUGCUAGAUGCUGCUGUAUGGAAGAGACCUGGCGGGGGCGAACUCUUCCUGUAUCAGAUCAUCAGCUCAAAGGACAACAUAGCCGAUGCUGUGCAGGGCAAGACGAAUGCAGCUUGAGGCCGGGGCGGUUGCCACUUACAUUGUAAUAAUGAGCAAUGAACAGCUUUUGAGGUUAUAGCCGAAGAGCUGUGGUUAGCCAAUUUACCGCAGGUGGCUAAAAAAUUUGUAUUGUUAAAAAAGGUGUUAUUGAUGAUAUCAAGAGUGCAUAAUAGAGAAGAGUAUGACACGGUUUUAACAGCGUUUUGCAUAGUUUUCAA
Molecule: messenger RNA, 4922 nt
Organism: Priapulus caudatus
Lineage: Eukaryota; Metazoa; Priapulida; Priapulimorpha; Priapulimorphida; Priapulidae
Exons: 23
Coding region: 82-4722 (1546 amino acids)
Biological process (GO): regulation of telomere maintenance via telomerase; telomere capping
Cellular component (GO): chromosome, telomeric region; nuclear telomere cap complex
Molecular function (GO): G-rich strand telomeric DNA binding; telomerase inhibitor activity
Source: RefSeq, a predicted model, not a curated record